This is a messenger RNA of Fusarium musae, 1347 nucleotides long. RefSeq lists its product as uncharacterized. The transcript has 3 exons. The record is from RefSeq and is a predicted model, not a curated record. Lineage: Eukaryota; Fungi; Ascomycota; Sordariomycetes; Hypocreales; Nectriaceae. Bases 1 to 1347 code for a protein of 448 amino acids.
AUGACCUCCAUUGUUGAAUCUCUUCAUCGGGGACUUGUCUACCAUUCUCAGCCCCAGAAGUCUGCUGACACCUCUGUCCUGGCCGAUUGGGAGAUCCAAGCUGAGAAAUGCCGUAAAGUCCUUCGAGAAUCUCUCAACCCAGCUUGGCUUCUACCACCUGGUCAGCUUCCACCUGCCAACCAGCUCAAUGUCUCUACUUUCAUCGAGACAUGCGGCUUCCUCUCAGCACGAGAGCUGGAGAUCACAGCUACCAGCGCAACGAAGCUGGUGGAGCAAAUGGCCUCUGGCUCUCUGACGGCUGUCGAGACUGUCACUGCAUUUCUCAAGAGAGCACAUAUCGCACAUCAGCUCAUCAACUUUGCUACCGAGUUUAUGAGUGCUGAUGCUCUCGAAGCCGCUGCUGAGCUUGAUGCCUACUUCAAAGAAACCGGCAAAAUCAAGGGGCCCUUGCACGGUAUUCCGAUCUCAACCAAGGAGCAUAUAUGCCAUAAGGGACGGAUUGCUCAUUCGGCUUACGUCGCCCUUAUCGACAACGUUGCCGAAGAAGACGCCUUGCUUGUGCAGUGCUGUAAGAAGGCUGGAGCAGUAUUCCAUGUCCGAACGAAUGAGCCUCAAAGCGUAAUGCACAUUGACUGUUCCAACCCAAUCUACGGCACGACCGUGAACCCACACAACCGAACGUUAACAUGCGGCGGCUCGAGUGGAGGAGAAGGCGCUUCGUUGGGACUACGUUGCGCAGCUUUGGGUAUUGGUACCGACCUUGGCGGUUCUGUUAGAGUACCCGCUGCAUUUUGCGGUGCAUAUGGAUUGAGGACUACAGCACUACGCAACCCGUACAAAGGCGUGUGUCUUCCUGGUGCUGGGCAAGAGAGCAUCCGAUGCGUCAUCUCACCUCUAGCCAACACUGCAGAGGACCUUGGCCUCUUUCAGAGAGCUGUUCUUGAUCAGGAACCCUGGGAGAUUGAGACAUCGCUGGUGCCUCAGGCUUGGAAGCAGGCCAGUUCGCUAGAACCUGGUAACUUUACUAUUGGAGUUAUGUGGGAGGAUGGCCUUGUCCGACCCCAUCCCCCAGUCCUUCGCGCACUUCGAUGCGCCGUCGACAAGCUCAAAACUGCAGGCGUCACUGUAGUAGACUUUGAGCCAUAUAGUCAUCAAGAGGGCAUGGAUAUUGUGUCAAAACUAUACUUUCCUGAAUGUGCUGUGACACAGAAGGAACUCUUGGAAAAGGGAGGAGAGCCUAUUGCGCCGCUGUCGGACUAUAUCUUCAACUUUUCCCCGCCACGGCCUCUUACCAUACAGGAGAACUGGGCUUUCAAUGUCAAAAGAGACACUUUCCGAGAGCAGUAG